Messenger RNA from Canariomyces notabilis, 1599 nucleotides. Its product is annotated as kinase-like protein. Gene Ontology annotation, biological process: peptidyl-serine phosphorylation. The transcript is spliced from 2 exons. Gene Ontology annotation, molecular function: protein serine/threonine kinase activity; ATP binding. The coding region runs from base 1 to 1599 and encodes 532 amino acids. The record is from RefSeq and is a predicted model, not a curated record. Lineage: Eukaryota; Fungi; Ascomycota; Sordariomycetes; Sordariales; Chaetomiaceae.
AUGUGGUGGGAUAACGACACGAUCGAUCGGACUGUCACGCGGUCCUUCGUCUGCAGCCACCUCAUCCCCGCCGAGAUCGAACGUCUUGAUCGGCCCCUGGGUUUUGGCGAUGGCUUGACGGACGGAACCUAUUGGGAAUGGAUUGAUGAGAAAGCCAAGAGGAUAUUCCUGCUUCUCGUUGACUUCGGGAUGCCUGACCAGAUAUUUGGACUCAUCGACAACUCGUGGGGCGAUGAAGAUCUCCCCAUCGCUCUCGAUCAGGUGGGACGGUUGGGAUUGCCGGCUUCAAAAGACGGGAGAUUCGAGAGGAGAUUCUUCGCUAGACAGUUCCACUACCUCCUGCGGCCGCUUCAGAAGGGUGAGCAUCUCUUCUACCAGGAGGAUGAUGUUGUCCCAUUGGAUGUCUUCGACAAGAAGCACGUAUCAAGUCAGAGUCAACACGCAGAUAAAGUCGUGCUGCCCAACCAACCAGGCAUGGUGUUCUGUCGCCGUCGGAUUCCCCUCGGGCCCGGCCAUCUCAGUCAUGAGGACUUCCUCUGCGAGAUCGACGGCAUCAAGAACGUGCAGAACGUCCACCUACUCUCGUACUGGGCUUCUUAUUUUCAUCGCGAAUAUGGAUAUGUCAUAUUCACACCAGCAGCCGAUUUCUCUCUCAAGUCUCUGCUUUCGUCCACACCCAGCAAUGUGAAGAACAUGGACAAGAAGGAUCGCCGGCAGCUAGUCAUCGACUGGAUCCACUGCCUGGUCGACACGCUUUGUUACAUCCACAGCCGAGGACUCUCGCAUGGGAACAUCAAGCCGUCGACCGUCUUAUUCACAAGCGACAACCACGUCUUGCUUUCGGACUUCACUCGCUUGAAUGCCGACCUCUGGGGAAGUGGGACAGACAAUUUCGACAAGGAGGCAUACGACUACGCAGCUCCUGAGCAGUGGUUCAGACCGACUUCGGCCGCAACAGACCCGGCUCACCGCACCGCGACGGAUCGUGGCCAUAAGAACGCUCCCACGCCACACCUCAACCCGCAGGCCGCUGAUGUAUUCUCACUAGGCUGCAUCAUCCUGGACCUUCUCAGCUUCCUCCUUAAGAAGCAUGGGCGGCCCUUUGCAGCACACCGCGCCGCGAAGCCCAAGGGCACCAGCCGCGGUGGCGCCGUGCGAGACUCUUCGUUCCACAAGAACUUGGGCCAGGUGGAAAGCUGGAUGACGCAGCUUGCCAGAGACGCCGCCAAGAAAGAAGAGCCUGAGUUCAGGGGCAUGCUGCCCAUGCUGCACGUGGUUGAGCGGAUGCUGGCACCGCAUCCCUCAGACCGGCCGGCCGCCAAAGACGUCCAAGCAAGGAUGUACCAGAUCAUCACCGAGUCGUGCGGAAUCUCGGAGCCACAUUGCGUGCAUCAGUAUGGCGGCUGGGACUUUGGCAUUGGGAACCUCAAACUUGGCCCUCCGACGCUGGAAGGAGGAGACGGCUACGACUUGGUGUCGAUCCCGACAAGGCGGUACAGUAAUCCCUGGAGCGGUAACCAUAGGCGGAACGGCAGCAGCGGCGGGAGUGCCCGGGCAAGUUCUAGCGGAAGUGGAAGUCAGGGCCUCUAUACGCGCUGA